Messenger RNA from Rhipicephalus microplus (southern cattle tick), 626 nucleotides. RefSeq lists its product as uncharacterized. The record is from RefSeq and is a predicted model, not a curated record. NCBI's taxonomy places the organism in Eukaryota, Metazoa, Arthropoda, Arachnida, Ixodida, Ixodidae.
GGCGCGUCGUUUGCGCGACCGUUGGGUGGCUGGCGCGUUGAAGCGAAAACGGGCUUGCCGCGGUCUGCGCGCCGGCCUAGCGAAGAAAGCCGAAGGCCGCCGCCGGGAUUGAGCGCCGAGUGAGGGGUAGUGCUUGAUGCGGCGCUGUCGCCGCCGUCUUCGUUGUGGACUGGUGCCAACGGCGAACGGGUGCGGGCCGCGCCGAUGUUGCUUCACGACGUAGGAAGACGCCUAGCGUGCCGAGAGAGGCUGCCGCUCCUGCUCUUGGCGCUCCUUGGGACCGCUGCGUCUCCGGCCUUGUCGUGGGCUUCGCAGGGCAUCGAUGAUGACGUGGAGCCAUGGUGGACUACGGUGCGACGAGAACCGCUCGCGGCAGGAGUGUGCCCGGCAAGCCAGGACCUUUGCACCUUGGGUGCACUGGACAAUGUGUGUCGAUGCGACGCCGACUGCGGACGGUACGGCGACUGCUGCGUCGACCACAGCGGUGUCUCUUCGGGUGCUCAGACGUUCCCCGACGCGGCGUCUCAAUGGCGGUGCGUCCUCGAGAACGGCCGUGAGUUCUACGCCCUGGCCUCGUGCCCCGAGGACCCGUCGGUGGACUGGGACUUGCGUGACCAUUGCCUGGA